AUUGGUCUAAGGACGGGCGGGGGUCCACGAAAUGGUCGAUAUUUUAGCUAUAGCGGGCUACAGUGGCGCGAGGCUUUACCGAGGCCAGUCCAGUCUCCUUAAAAUCGCCGUGAAACCAUCCCUGUUGUGCUGCCGUGUGUUACGUCGCCGUGGUGUCGGGAAAUUCGGUACUCGCGUAUCAGCGUUGGAGUCAUUUUUGUCGUCGAGGCCAGGUGCAGGGGCCCAGAGUGCAGCGCGCGUUGUGCAUUCCUACUAUUCAGCGAUCGACCGUGAAAGGAUCAACGCUUUUAGGAGAUGGCGGGCCAGGAUCCAAAAUUUCAGAAGGAGGCCGCGGACCAAAACUUCGAUUACAUGUUCAAGCUGCUGAUCAUCGGGAACUCGUCCGUUGGUAAAACGUCCUUCCUGUUCCGCUACGCGGACGAUUCCUUCACCUCGGCCUUCGUAUCGACCGUGGGCAUCGAUUUUAAGGUGAAAACGGUUUUCAGACACGACAAAAGGGUCAAGCUACAGAUCUGGGACACUGCAGGCCAGGAAAGAUACAGAACGAUAACGACGGCCUAUUACAGAGGCGCGAUGGGCUUCAUCCUAAUGUACGAUAUCACGAACGAGGAGUCGUUCAAUUCGGUGCAAGAUUGGGUAACGCAGAUCAAAACGUACUCGUGCGACAAUGCCCAAGUGAUCUUGGUCGGCAACAAGUGCGACAUGGAGGACGAAAGGGUGAUCACCACCGAGAGGGGCAAGCAAUUGGCGGACCAGCUGGGCGUCCAGUUCUUCGAGACGUCGGCCAAAGAGAAUAUCAACAUCAAGACGGUGUUCGAGCAGUUGGUGGACAUUAUAUGCGACAAGAUGAGCGAAUCCUUGGACAACGAUCCGACCCUAAUCGCGGGCGGAAUGGGCCAGGCGAAGGGUCAACGGCUCACCGACCAGCCGACGAAUCCAACAGACGACAAUUGUAAUUGCUAAGAACGUGGACGCCCAUCUAACCGCUGAUCCAAGAGAGAAGAAUUAAGAAGAACGAUAAUCGAUAAGAGG
Molecule: messenger RNA, 1032 nt
Organism: Apis florea (little honeybee)
Lineage: Eukaryota; Metazoa; Arthropoda; Insecta; Hymenoptera; Apidae
Gene: Rab3
Product: RAS oncogene family member Rab3
Molecular function (GO): GTP binding; GTPase activity
Source: RefSeq, a predicted model, not a curated record